AUGAUUCAAUUCUCAUCAAAUCGUAUUGUGAGAGCCGUUAUGAACACAAUUACAAUCGUAUUCAUCGCUGUUUUAACGCAAUUAAUCAGCGCUCGGACACCACUUCCCGACCAAACGGACAAUAAAUUUCUAGAGGAUUGUGUCGAGUAUCACAAUAAAGUGCGGACACAUCACAACUCUCCCGGCAUUAAGAUAAAUGUGGAUCUUGUUAGAAAAGCUAAACAACGGCUGACUGAAUUGACAGCAUUCAAUAAAAUGGAUGGCAUGAGUCAGACAAAGAGAGAUACGUCGUUAGGCGAGAAUAUCUACCAUGGAACUGGUCUGAUGACCAGCGGCAUCUCAAACAUGUUCACACGCUAUUAA
This is a messenger RNA of Medioppia subpectinata, 363 nucleotides long. The record is from the annotation of a GenBank genome assembly. Lineage: Eukaryota; Metazoa; Arthropoda; Arachnida; Sarcoptiformes; Oppiidae.